Molecule: messenger RNA, 1900 nt
Organism: Oncorhynchus gorbuscha (pink salmon)
Lineage: Eukaryota; Metazoa; Chordata; Actinopteri; Salmoniformes; Salmonidae
Product: 5-hydroxytryptamine receptor 1B-like
Exons: 1
Coding region: 413-1570 (385 amino acids)
Biological process (GO): adenylate cyclase-activating adrenergic receptor signaling pathway
Cellular component (GO): plasma membrane
Molecular function (GO): G protein-coupled serotonin receptor activity
Source: RefSeq, a predicted model, not a curated record
AACUACUACAGAUCAUUAUCAUUCUUUAAAUGUUUUUAUCAAUACUGUGAUAGGCCUACAUAAUUAAUAAAUGCACGUUUAAUUGGGCAACCUAACGACAAUCAAUAAUGGAUAGAAUGGGAAGGUUAUCAUAUCUACAUUCCGUUCAAAAGCUGAAUGUAUAACAAACAAUAAAGCACAUUAAUGGGAAGUCAAGGCAAAGGAUAUUUCAAGAAGAAGGGUUCACAUUUUUUUCUUGUGAUUUUUGGAUAAUCAAUGUGCGUCUGAUGGACACCGAAGGGGAUGGAGCUGCGCAUAACCUGGAAAAUGACAAUAAAUGCGACGUUUACGUUGGAUAAGCAGUCCCUGUGCUCCUUUUUAUGAAGGGUUUUCCUUCAAAGCUCAAUGACAUCUGUCAAACGAGUGUCGAAGGAUGGAGCGCGCCAGUCAGUUGAAGCCAACUUCUUUUAUUUAUGGAGAGUUCUGGAAUAUGUCAACCAAUGAUACCAAUGUAAAUGUUACGACUGAAGGAGAGGAGGUGGAUAGUUUGGCUUUCCAAGCCGGUUUAGCAUUUACAUUAUCUCUGAUAACCUUUGCAACAACAUUAUCAAAUGCAUUCGUUAUUGCUACUAUUUAUCAAUCCAGAAAACUGCAUACGCCUGCAAACUUUCUGAUAGCAUCACUCGCCCUGACAGACCUUCUAGUGUCCGUAUUGGUGAUGCCAAUCAGCGCACUAUACACGGUGAGUCAAACAUGGACUUUGGGACAAGUUAUGUGCGACAUAUGGUUGUCUUCAGACAUUACGUGUUGCACCGCAUCCAUUCUUCACCUGUGCGUAAUUGCACUGGACCGUUACUGGGCAAUAACAGACGCGGUUGAGUACACCAAGAAGCGCACACCAGCGCGCGCAGCGGGGAUGAUCGCCACUGCCUGGGUGAUUGCCAUCUCCAUCUCACUGCCGCCCUUCUUCUGGCGUCAGGUGAAAACGGACGAGGUUACCACUUGCAACGUGAAUACUGAUCACAUUUUCUACACUAUUUAUUCCACUUUUGGAGCCUUCUAUAUUCCCACUUUGUUACUCAUAGCCCUUUACGGUAGGAUCUACGUGGAAGCCCGAAAGAGAAUCUUGAAACAGUCGUCUAAUAAACCGGGGAAAAGACUCACUUCUGCCCAUUUGAUAACAAACUCGCCGGGUACACAUUCUGUGGCAUCCACCACCUCUCUAAAUUACGGGACGAACGAAGCCUCUUCUUGCGACGCGAAUAGCUCAACUGCCAAUGUGAACCAUGUGAAAGUCAUUGUAUCCGACGCGCUCCUGGAGAAGAAGAGGAUCUCCGCUGCCAGGGAAAGAAAGGCGACAAAAACUUUAGGGAUCAUUCUUGGAGCUUACAUCAUAUGCUGGCUACCGUUUUUCAUUUACACUUUAGUGGUUUCAGUCUGUGCGUCAUGUUUCUAUCCAGAAUUAUUUGACAUAUUCACUUGGUUGGGUUAUCUUAACUCUUUAAUAAACCCCAUCAUUUACACCAUGUCCAAUGAGGAUUUCAAAAAGGCUUUCCACAAACUAAUACGCUUUAGAUGUUGCAGGUCCUGAAAAUAAGCUACCUACUAGACAAAGGGUGCCAAACCCAUUUCAUUUUACUCAGCUACGUCAGCAGCACCACAAACUGCAGCUCUCCAAUAAUUACAGCAUGUUAGCUUAUUGCAGUAUUGUAUCUAGUAUGUUUUCAAAAAGCCCAGGAACAUGAUAUUAUACUUCAUAAGCCUAUCUACAUGGCCCGUAGGCAAGUUUGGAAACUUGAUUAUUUUGCAAAGCAAAAAUGUAUUAAUUAAUCACUGACACCUAUUCAGAAAUAGGCCAUAUACCGUCUGCUACCUUCCUUAUGAUUGGCAGUCAGUCAUGAGAUUACCACCCACCCAGGCU